GGCUAGAUUUCAAAAAUGGAUAAAACUAAUGUAGAGAUGGAGAAUGCUAAAAAGCUGCCCCAAGAUUCAGAGAAUGAUCUGCUUGAAGCAGAAGUUGAAUCUCAAGCAGAAGAAUUGCCUUCUGCAGCUUCUGGUGUUGACAAAGCAAAUGCCUGUGAGAAUGCCGCUUCUGGUACACACAAAGCAAAUGCCAGUGUGAAUGAAGUAGGCAAUGCUAAAAGUGUUGCAGACGACAAGGUUGACGAGGUCAAUGAACAAACUGCUGCUCAAACCAACAGUGGAGGAGUUAAAGAAGAAAACUUUGCUGGAUAUGGCAUGGCUGGUGGAGAUGCUAUUGGAAAUGUGAUGGGAGAAGAAAAGCCUGCUGAAAUUGUUGCAGAGGAGAAAAAGGAUUAUGAAAUUGGUAGAGAGGAUGGAAACCCAGUUACCAACGUUUCAGAAGAAGAAAAACUAUGGGAAAAUACUAAUGUAGAGAAAAUCUCUUGUGAAAGUGAGCAACUUCCAACUGAAUUAUCUGCAAUGGCGACUCCUCCAAGGGAGGGUGAUCCUGCACAUGGUGAGAAUGAAAAGAUGGCAGAUGUGGUUCAUAAGAAUGAGAAGGAAAUAGUUAAAGAUGAGUUGAAAGAACCAGGCAAUGAAUUUGAAUCUGCCAGUACUGUAACAAAUGGAAAUGCCAACUCGAGUGAAACUGCAAUUCCUCUAAUUCAGGGUGAUCCUGCAGAGGUUGAGAAUGAAAAGAUCGCAGAUGUUGUUGAUGAGGAGACUGAAACAGUUAAAGAUAGGGUGAAUGAACCAGAAAAUGAUGGAAAUACCAAGUCAAAUGAAACUACAAUUCCUUCUAAUGAGGGUGAUCCUGCACAGGUUGAGGAUGAAAAGAUGGCAGACGUGGUUCACGAGAAUGAGGAUGAAACAGUUCAUGAUAAGCUGAAAGAACCAGGCAAUGAAAUUGUUUAUUCUAGUACUGUAACUGAUGGAAAUGCCAAGAUGAGUGAAACUGUUGAUGAUACUUCCCUUCCAACCAAACUAGAAUCUGUCACAUCCAAUUCCCUCAUCAAAUAUUCAACUACAGUUGCUGGAGAUCAUAGUGAAGAAACAGUCAAAACCUUUUUUAGUCAAUCAGAGAUGGUGGAGGGUGAUGAUGGAGCACCAGAAGAUCAAGUAGCAUUCAUGAAGGAACUUGAAAGGUUUUACAGGGAGAAGUCAAUGGAUUUUAAACCUCUCAAAUUUUAUGGGCAGCCACUAAAUUGUCUAAAGUUAUGGAGAGCUGUGAUUAGAUUAGGUGGCUAUGAUCGGGUGACUGGAUUAAAAUUGUGGAGGCAAGUGGGAGAAUCAUUCCAUCCCCCAAAGACUUGUACAACUGUUUCUUGGACAUUCCGUAUAUUUUAUGAGAAGUCACUUCUGGAAUAUGAACGGCACAAGACACAAAGCGGCGAGCUUCAGCUCCCAGAUCUUACGCUGCCUGAAGCUCCAGGUGUUCACAGUGAGGGAAAUGGAUAUCAAGGAUCUGGAUCAGGCAGGGCUCGGAGAGAUGCUGCUGCUCGUGCUAUGCAGGGUUGGCAUGGGCGUCUUUCUGGUCAUGGCGAGGUUGGUGAGCCAAUCAUCAAGGACAAGAAUCUCAACAAUGUGGCUAAGCGUGAGAAAAAUCUCAAAAGCAUUGGCUCACUCAAACAGAAGAGACCAAGUGAAGAGGAGCAUUCAGUGAAAGCAGCACGAACUGAGACAUCUAAGCAGUUAAGUCUUGAUUUGAGUAUCAUGCUUUUUCAGUUUGUUCCUCGUAACAAUGCCGUCAAUUCCCUUGCAGGCGUGUUUUACAGAUGGAAUACCAUCCUUUGGAUGAUUUAUUGUUUAUUUGAGCUUUGGAAUAAUGUUGAAGGUGAGAAUGAACUCCGCUUGGGUGGCGUGUCAUCUUCGACUCAUGUCGUGUUGGAUGACGAUGCUCCUCAAACACUCCAUGACAUGCAUCAGACAAGCAUGUGCUGUAAAGAUUGUUUCGAGGUUUAUGCCCUAAUACCUGGGCUUUUGCGCGAAGAGGUGCGUGUUCAAUCAGAUCCUGCUGGACGUUUAGUCAUAACAGGUGUGCCAGAGCAACCUGAAAAUCCCUGGGGUAUCACAGCAUUUAAAAAGGUGGUGAGCUUCCCUGCGAAAAUUGAUCACGUACAUACUUCUGCUGUGGUUAUGUUGCAUGGGCGCCUCCUCAUCCGUGUCCCUUUUGAGCAGUGAUACUGUUGAAUAUCAAGGUUUACUGAAAACAUCUUCGAGCAACUGGGCGGGUGAAUGAUGGCCGAAAACCAACUGUAGCACAAGGUUCUAACUUUUGUGAAUGUUUAGUUGUGACCAUUAAAUGUGACAGAUUGGCAUCAGCAACUUAGUUCUUAGAGGUCCAAGUUAGAUAUUUAAGGUAGUAGUAACGAGUAUGACGGCAUAUGGAGGCUUUUUCAUCCCGUUAGCUCCGCGGUACUGUGUGAAGGAAAAGAUUGAUUACUGUUUUAAAUUAGUUGAGAAUCUUCUUUCCCCCCUUCAAUUUGAGUAGGGCGUACUAAUCAUGGGAUUAAUUGCAUUGGCGUUGCUAUUUAGCUAAAUUUUCAAUAGGAUGUUGAACUUUUGAAUUCCCUGGUUCCUAUGUUUUUGAGCAAGUCUAUUUUACA
This is a messenger RNA of Olea europaea var. sylvestris, 2645 nucleotides long. RefSeq names its product AT-rich interactive domain-containing protein 5-like. Gene Ontology annotation, biological process: regulation of transcription by RNA polymerase II. The record is from RefSeq and is a predicted model, not a curated record. The coding region runs from base 16 to 2220 and encodes 734 amino acids. The transcript is spliced from 15 exons. Gene Ontology annotation, molecular function: DNA binding. Gene Ontology annotation, cellular component: nucleus. Lineage: Eukaryota; Viridiplantae; Streptophyta; Magnoliopsida; Lamiales; Oleaceae.